UGUCAAGUCAAUAACGGUUAUGUCAUAACUGUCAAUUAGGUUUAUUUUGCAACCAAUUUUUCAAUAUUAUUUUUCUUCCCUACAAAAUUAUAGAUAUAAGCUGAUAUUGACUUAAAAUGAAUUCUUGCAAAGUGGCCGUUCCGGCAGACGAUGGAGACGGAGACAACCGAUGGCUUAGCAUACAUAAUCGGUUUCUGUCUGAAACCAGAGAAAAAGAUGCUGACGUGAUAUUCAUAGGCGACUCUAUAAUCCAAGCCAUCCAGCAUAUGGACGUGUGGAACGAAUUUUUCGCCCCAUUGCAUUGUUUAAACUUCGGGAUACACAGGGACAAGAUAGAGAACGUUCUCUGGAGGAUUGAACGAGGGGAACUAGACAAUAUAAAACCUAAGGUGAUAGUACUGCAUGUCGGUACAAACAAUUUUCAAAAUACAGCUGAAGAAAUAAGGGAUGGAAUUUUGAAUUUGAUAGAUGUGGUUCGAGAGAAACAUCCUGAUGUUUACAUUGUUGUUGCUACGCUGCUUCCGAGAGGCCAACACCCGAACCCGGUGCGUGAUAAGCUGUCCAAAGUGAACGAUCUCUUGAAGGCCUCAAUAAGCGGACCAAAAGUGCAAUUGGUGCCGAUCCAUCAAGGUCUUAUCCAGCAAGAUGGGUCGAUCAGUCACCACGAUAUGCACGACUACCUGUUGCUCACGAAUGCAGGGGCUCGUAAGGUAUUCGAACCUGUGCACGAUUUGCUUUUGCAACUGUUGCAAGAGAACGAAGUUGAAAAAGAUCUCACUCCAUCUGAGUAACGUUGUAUCAGGGAUGAUAGCUUCCAAAGUUGUUGGAUCAGUGAUAGUGUGUAUUUGCUGAGAUUAUUAGCGACUAAGAAAUGUCCGUUUUGUAGGGGAUUUUGGGGUUUACGACUUUUCUUACGUCUUGGAAUCAUUGACUCGGUUUUUCAAUAUCUGGUUAACCUUUAAGUUUACAUCUUUUUUUGAUAUCCCUUGUGUUUUAAACGAUCCUACUAAAAAAAAAAAUUAAAAAUAGUGUUUUCAUAUUUUAUUUAAGUAAAGAUACUUUUCAUCGGGCUGUUAAAGAAAAAGUGCAAAUCCCAAAAUAGACAUUUUUCCUUUGAUAAAAGAAACGUUUUCCUAUAUUGAAUUGUGUGAAAGGUGAAAAGCGUAAUGCUUCUGUGGUUUAGGAUGUACUGCUUGCAUUUUUGAAACUUUUGUAUUGAAUCGUACUUGAUAACAAACACUUUGGCUGUUCACAGAAGAAUUUAUGACAGUGUUGAUAAACCUAAUAAUAAUAAUUAUAACUUUGCUCAUUCCAAAAUGAACUGAUCAAACAAUAAAGUUGUACUGUUAAUUUGAUACGUCUAGCUUUUGAUACCAAAGCAAUAUUCACUAUUUAUUAUUGAUUCAAUAAAUUGAUAUACUCUUUUUAGGGUUACAUAAUAUACAAAGUUAAACUGAUUUUAGGUUAAAUAACCAGUGGGAAAUAUGUUUGUGCAUAAUCUCUAUUGAGAUAUUUCUACUAUUGACAUUAAUCUGCCUCCAUAUUGUUUUUUGAGAAUGAUAUAAUAAUAGUUAAUCACAAUUUAAUUUUUCAUAGGUUCAGUGUGAUAUCUGUUCCUGACUAUUGAGAAUAUGUUAAUUGCAUUGAAUCAAAGGCAGUUGCUCGUUCUGAAGGCAUUAUGUAGAAUAAAUCUAUAUAAGCUGUAUUAAGGCAUCAGGUUAUUUUUAUAACAUUGCUGAAAUAUCAUUGAAAAUAGUUAUCAAUUUUUUCCUAUUUUUUCUCCCAAUUUUGUGUGAUACUUAAAAGACUUAGUAUAAGAUACUUACUUUUUUUUUCAGCUAGGUUUAGUCAUAUGUCACAUUCCACUAUUUAUUUACCAACUAUUAUUAUGCUGUUGAAAUACUUUGUUUUAUUAGUAUGUUUUUGUGUUGGAUAUGCAACAUAAGCUUGUUAUUUUUUCUUUUUGUAGUUGAAUUUUGCUCACCAUGUAUGCAAUUUGUACAAAAAUAAAGUUUAUAAUUUGUGUA
This is a messenger RNA of Acanthoscelides obtectus, 2027 nucleotides long. The record is from the annotation of a GenBank genome assembly. NCBI's taxonomy places the organism in Eukaryota, Metazoa, Arthropoda, Insecta, Coleoptera, Chrysomelidae.